Molecule: messenger RNA, 1445 nt
Organism: Cebus imitator (Panamanian white-faced capuchin)
Lineage: Eukaryota; Metazoa; Chordata; Mammalia; Primates; Cebidae
Product: KH homology domain-containing protein 1
Exons: 4
Coding region: 387-1229 (280 amino acids)
Cellular component (GO): cytoplasm
Molecular function (GO): RNA binding
Source: RefSeq, a predicted model, not a curated record
GGGGAUGUGGAGCAUUUCAAGUGUCCCGCAGAGGUGGGCCUGGGGCACUCCUCACAGCCACCCCUCCCCACAAACACCCCUCCCCAGGCAACAUUCCUGGGGACCCUAGACCUCCCUUUGGUGGACCGGCUCCCGAGGGUCUCUAAGGUUUUUCACCUUAUCUCUGGGUGAACUGAAGGCAGGGGAAGAGGCGGCCCCACAGCCUGGGUCCCCGAGACCCCGUCCGGGCUGAAAGCAAGAGACGCCGCCUGGAAGCCACUCAUCAAGCAGCUCCGCCGGCUUGGUAAGGGGUGGUCGUUGAGGUCUGGGUCAUUGCCACUGGCUGCUCCCUCCGCUCACUCUAGCUUCCCCGACUCAAGAGCUGCUGAACUAUCGGCGCGUCGGCAAUGGGCUCCUUAGGCUGGCUCCUGCACAGAGAAGGCGGGAGGAGGGCUCUGUGCUGCUUCCCCUGCCUUAGCUGCGCGCUUCCGGCGGGGUCGCCGCCACUUCCGCUCGAGCGCGCCUCGCGCUGUGCGCGCACGGACCCAAGGAAGGAUCGGGUGCGCGGCCCGGGAGACACCGCCGUCUCCUCAAAUCAGCCGGGCCUCCAGCCUCCGCCGCCGCCGCCGCCGCCGCCGCCGCCGAUACCCUGCCUAGGCCUGCGGCGCGCCACCCUCACCUCCUUCAUUCCUACCGUCCACGCCAGCCUUGGCGAACUGACCCGCUUGUGGUCUCGAACUCGGUGGGAGCAGAGCAUGGACAUGGGAACGAGUGGUCUCUUGAAGAAGCCAUGGUGGACCCUGCCUGAAAACUUUGAUGCUCCAAUGGUGUUCCACAUGGAAGAGGACCAGGAGGAGCUUAUCUUCGGGCACAGUGACACAUACCUUCGCUGCAUCGAGAUGAACAGCCACACCCUUAUUCAGCUGGAGAGCUGGUUCACAGCUACAGGCCAGACUCGUGUGACUGUAGUGGGACCACACAGGGCCAGGCAGUGGCUGCUGCACAUGUUCUGUUGCAUGGGGAGCCGGGACCCCUAUCGCCAUGCUCGAGGCCUGGAGAUGCUGGAACGUGUCCGAAGCCAGCCCCUGACCAACGAUGACCUGGUCACCUCCAUUAGUGUGCCACCAUACACUGGAGAUCUGUCUUUGGCUCCCAGAAUAAGUGGAACCGUGUGUCUUAGCGUUCCUCAGCCUUCCCCUUACCAAGUGAUUGGCUGUUCGGGAUUCCAUCUGAGUUCACUCUAUCCAUAAUUAAGGACUGAUUUCCACUGGGAAGUGCAGAUGAGAGAAGUCUUCGCUUCACUUUUGGUGAGAAAGACAUGAAAGACACUGAAGAAAGUUUGGAUUUCUGGGUCGAGUCGUGUCCCUCUGAUGCCUUCUAGGCAUGUGUCUGAGGGAAGUCUCCUGAAUGUAAGAAAGUGUUAUAUUGGCAAAGUAAUCCAAUAAAAUAAGCUACCUAAGAUGAAA